Messenger RNA from Aspergillus aculeatus ATCC 16872, 3694 nucleotides. RefSeq lists its product as uncharacterized. NCBI's taxonomy places the organism in Eukaryota, Fungi, Ascomycota, Eurotiomycetes, Eurotiales, Aspergillaceae. The transcript is spliced from 3 exons. Bases 236 to 3490 code for a protein of 1084 amino acids. The record is from RefSeq and is a predicted model, not a curated record. Gene Ontology annotation, molecular function: syntaxin binding. Gene Ontology annotation, biological process: Golgi to vacuole transport; retrograde transport, endosome to Golgi. Gene Ontology annotation, cellular component: GARP complex.
GUAUCAGAUGCAGCUGGGUGACGUUGCAGCAAGAGUCAAUUGCUUCCAAUUUGCUCCAAGCUUGCCCUCUCUUGCUGUUCAAUCCUGGUUCCCAGUGGUGAACACUGCUUGUUAGUGUACUGCUGGCGGUCUCUUUCUUGCUAAACCACAACUGUCCACUUGUCAUGUUCACAUAGUGUUCCCUUCCAACAGCACGGUGACCGCGGGACUUGUCAGUCGCCAAAUCGGCAUCAAUAUGUCCUCUGCCAGUCCCCGGAAGUCGAUUGACAGCUUGGCCUCAGGCGCCUCCACUCCUUCUCUAUCUCAGCUCUCAUUUACACAGAUCGAAUCCCCUCGGAUCUCAUCACAAAGAUACCCCUUAAGGAGAGGAUCAACCGCAAGCUCGAUCGCAAGUAUUGGGGGAAUUCUGGAUCCCUCCAGCCGCCAUGGGUCUAUCGCUGAAUCUGGACAGAAUGCAAUCUCUACUCUCCUGCAGCCUCCGAUUGUCCGCACGGGUCUUGUGCCUCAUACCGCUGUUGGCACCGCCGGAUACAAACCUCCGACGACUCGUGACAUUCCUCCUGUUACCUUGACCAAUAUCCCACAUGUGGACUCUAAAGCGUUCGAAUCAUAUCUCUCUCAAGUUGGAUCGUUGUAUGAUGCCUUCCAGCAAGCCAAAGAAAGCAAUACAGAGCAGGAAUCGCAAUUAGUGCGGGCAGGGGGCAAGGCCUCACCGAAGCCGGAAGAUUCGGACUCUUUGGCUCCUGCAUCGCGGGAACGCCGACCGUCAACUCUAUCGAAUCACUCUCGAGCGACCUCUCCAUAUGAUACGCGGGGCAGGAGGCGGUCAUACGCUGGCCGUGGUCGGGGUCAAGCCGUUACUCCCUUGUCCACAAUCCCCACAGUAUAUUUCGAGGAUGACUUCCGUCUCGAGAAUCCGCGAACGUUUGAUGUGGUGUCGGAGAAGUCUGGAAUCAUAACUUCCAAAGACAAAUCGGAGAAUGGAGCCGCCGUGGAGUCAGCUGCCACGGGGAGGAAGGCCCUCGCUACGAAUGCUAUAUUGCAAGAAAAGCUUUCAUGGUACAUGGACACCGUGGAAAUUCACCUGAUCUCUUCUAUCUCCACGGCUUCUAAAUCUUUCUUUACCGCACUCGGGUCUUUGCGAGAGCUGCAUGCAGAAGCCGCCGACUCGGUGAAACGUAUCCAAGUCUUGCGGAAGGACCUACAGAAGAUUGACCGUGAGAUGGCUUUAGGAGGUCUCAAGAUUGUGAAUCUGCGGCGACGGAGGGAAAAUGUACGUAUGCUGGCGGAUGCCGUGGCACAGCUCCGCGAUGUGGUCGAGUCAGUUUCCCGAUGUGAAGCGCUUGUCGAGAAUGGUAACAUCGAGGAGGCUGCCGAUGGCCUUGAAGAGGUGGAGAAAUUGAUGACGGGGGAACAGGCUGCAAGUCUAUUAAAGACAAACGAAGAACAGCAACAUUCGAGGAGGACGGUCGACUUACGGCGACUGAAAGCGCUCGAAGGUGCGUCUGAGGACUUGGACCAACUGAGAUCUCGAAUUGGUAGCGGCUACGAGAGCCGUUUCUUAAGUGACCUUCUCGGCGACCUGAGACAGCACGUUGAGAAUGUACCGCUAGAUGCUACGCUACAGCGAUGGGGAUUCUCUUUCCAGCGACAACGCGGUGCACGCUCCGGCGCCGCGCAAUCUCCCGCUUAUAUGAAUUUUGAUGAGCAACUGCGGUCGAAACUGCGCAUGCAUCUCACUGGUCUUGCUCGUGUACGCCACACAACACCUGCAGCGACUUCCUUCAAGACAGCGGUUCUACGCGAGAUGAAGAGUCUUAUCCGCAAGCAUAUGCCCAGCUCCAGCGACGACGACAGUGAAUCAGUGGUGUCAGUGUCCACGCACAAAUCCCAACAGCUUAGUCAACAAGAAAAGUCGUCGAUCCUUGCGCGCAACCUCCGCGCCUUGGACGCUCAGGAUUCGUAUGAAAUGCUAGCCAAGGUAUACACUGGGAUCAGUGAAUCUUUGAGAAGACUCAGUGUUCAAGUCAAAGUUCUUCUGGAUAUCGCCAGUGGAUUGGGAAACCCUGUCUCGUUGGGUGUGCGGUCCGGUCCCCCAAGCCCAAACCCGCAAGGCCCGACGACUCCGGCCUUGGAAGCAGAGAGGACUGCGGCCCUCAUGGCGCAAGAUGAGAUUCUACAGGUUCUGGACAUGUCCAGUCUUCUUGGCCAAGCGGUUGACAUUGCUCAGUCUCAAGUUGUUAAGGUCCUGAAAGUUCGCUCGGAACAGACAUCUCAGUUACCGAUGGAAGACUUCCUCAAGUACUUUACACUGAACCGACUCUUUGCGGACGAAUGUGAGGCUAUCUCCGGUAGAGGCGGCGCCGCAUUGAAAACGGUUGUGGGAAAUCAAAUUCGAGAUUACAUCAACCGGUUUGGCGACAGCCAACGGCGCCGCAUUGUCGAAGUUAUGGAUUCUGACAAAUGGGACGCACGGGACUUCGGAGAGGAUGAGAACGCUAUCCUGGACCGGAUACUUAGCGCAAGUACGCGAGAUAUCGAGCUCUGGACAGAUGCAUCCAAAAUUUGGCUGUCCUCAAACGGACACCAGGAACCGAAACCUACAGCGCCGUUCAUAACCAAUGGUACGGGUAAGGAGAAGCUGCGGAGUGCGGUGAUCGACGAGCAGAAGUACAUUCUCACCGAAUCCGGGGUGGCGAUGAUGAGGAGCAUCGAAGAGUUCCAGUUCCUCAUGGCGAAUAUUCCCAGUAUGAUGCAGGACAUUGCACCCGGGCUUCUGGAGUCAUUGAAGCUGUUCAACUCUCGGUCUUCGCAGCUGAUCCUGGGUGCUGGCGCCACGAGAAGUGCGGGCCUAAAGAACAUCACCACGAAACACCUGGCUCUAUCCUCGCAGGCACUCAGCUUCAUCAUUGCGCUGGUUCCCUAUGUCCGCGAGUUUGUCCGCCGACACGCGCCCUCGAUUCCGCUGCUGGGCGAGUUCGACAAAGUGAAGCGGCUGUAUCAGGAGCACCAGAACGGCAUCCAUGAGAAACUGGUUGACAUCAUGGGGUCACGAUCUGCCAUCCACGUGAAUGCCAUGAAAAAGAUCGACUGGGAUGCUUCUGCUGGAUCCACCACUGUGAGCCCAUACAUGGAGACGCUGGCCAAGGAGACGGGCACCUUGCAUCGGGUGCUGAGCAAGCACCUUCCCGACAUGACCGUCAUGAUGAUCAUGGAUCCUGUGUUCAAGAGUUACCGCGAGCAGUGGACGAAAGCCUUUGACGAGGUCAAGGUGACUUCGGAGGCGGCCAAGCAACGGUUACAACGUGAUGCGGAGCACUUCCAAAGCAAGCUGAGCAAGAUCGACGGCUUUGGCGACCUGGGCCAGCGACUCUUGGAGCUGGUGCAACAGAAAAGCCUUGUCACGGAGCCACGCGAGUCCAGCCCGGUCGACGGAAGUUCAUCGAAGGGGUCGUCCGAGACCACUGACACUGGCCGGAGCCAGAAGUAGCUGUCUGGCUAGUCUAUACAUUCGUCUUGUAUCGAUCCCUCGGCUCAGGUCCCAUUGCUCAGUGUAUGGAGGCGUGAGGCUGUCUGACCUCAUUGACUGUUCGUUUAGCGUACAUAGAAGUGCAGUCGGGAGACAUACUUUCGCUUUCUCGAGCAGCAGCUCCAGUGAGCCAUUUCUUCUAUAUAUAUACUUAAUUCAUGCACC